UCCCUGGCUGCUCUCAAGACAUUGCUCUCAUCCGGAAAAACCUUUCUACCAGAGCCUCCGGCUUCAGUGACUGUCACUGUCUAUGUGUGUGUCUGCAUCUGACUGUGAGAACUUUCCCUUUGUUUCCUCUAGCUGACUUGUUUUCUUUUUCUCCUCCAGCGUUCCUUCCUCAUCAUCAUUUCUCACAUUCCAGUCGCCCCUUCUUUAAUUUUUUUCUUUCCCUUUUUUUUUUCUUUUUUCUUUUUUUAGCCACUUUUUAUUCACUGGUAGGUAAUACCAUUCUAAGCGCAGAAUUCUGGAAGUAGGUAUAAUCUAGCUGCGGACGCCAUUGUAUGGGACACUAUAGUAACAGCAGAGACCGAUAUGUAGGUAAAGAGAUUUUUGGAGCAUCAGUCCAGCAAGUAUACGCAGCAAAUUAGGUGACUCAGUCGAAGAGCCGCCACUAACUUUACGCACAAGUACACAUAGCAGCACAGCUUUAAUAGGACAGUCACACCGAGUAGAAGCAACAAACAUAGUUAAAUUCUUUUGCCGUGAAAAGUGUCCCAUAUAGGAUGAGGUAACGGGCAAUGACGACCAGUGACGGAGAGGUGUCGAACAAACAAAACUAAAUACACAAGGACAAUCGGACAACACACACAGGGCAAGUUUUUUUCUUAACCUAAUCAUGGCAUGUUCCUAUCUCGCCUUCUCUAUCCUCAUCCUCUGGUUGGGAACGUUUUUCUGUUACUUUUCUUUGGCUGCUUCGCGUGAGCGCUUCAAGGUGGUAUUUGCCCCGGUGGUGUGCAAAAGGACAUGUCACAAAGGCUACUGUCAUGACGUCUGCAAACCGGGGAGCAACAUGACGCUGAUAGCCGAGAAUGGAGGUUCCACCGACACGCUUACGGGGUCCGGAUUUAGAGUGGUGGUCUGCCCCAUGCCAUGCAUGAAUGGUGGCCAGUGCUCCUCCAACAAUCACUGUCUAUGCCCUCCAGAAUUUACCGGGAGAUUUUGUCAGUUCCCUGCUGUUGCCGGAGGGGGUGUGGGGCGAAGUCCAAGUGAAGGGAGUGAAGGAGAAGGACUGGAGACCUCAGGGAAGCACGCAGUCUACGCUGUGCAAGUCAUUACAGGAGAAGAUGAUCCUGAAGGCAAAGGGGUGAAGAUUAGCCAGUCUGCUCUUACUGUACCACUGGGGCCUGGACACAGCUCUUCGGAAGUUCAGGUUCUUCCACCGCUUUUAAAUGUCCGAGUUCAUCACCCACCCAACGCAUCCAUCCAAGUUCAUCGUAUCGAAGGCCUUGGAGCUGAAGGAACAGCAGGAGGUGGUGGCCAACACUUACUCCCUCACCCUGAAGUAAAUAAGGCAAUAUCCCGUCCUGUCACCUACAAACCCCUUGGUAGAUGUUUUCAAGACACCCUUCCCAAACAAGCUUGUGGUUCUAACCCUCUGCCUGGACUGACCAAGGAAGAGGAUUGUUGUGGCAGUGUGGGGACAUCUUGGGGAAACCACAAAUGUAACAAGUGUCCUCAGUUACCCUAUUCCGGCACACAGAAAACUGCACCAUUCCGAGGAGAGCUUGGUUCAGACUGCCCACAGGGUUAUAAAAGACUUAACAGCUCUCACUGCCAGGAUAUAAAUGAGUGCACUAUGCAAGGAGUAUGCCAAAAUGGUGAAUGCCUUAAUACGCACGGAAGCUUCAGAUGUGCCUGCAAACAUGGAUAUGUCUUCAUCUCUUCUCAAAUGCGCUGCACACAGGAAAAGUCUGAUGUGAAAAGCCUGUGCUACAGACUUAUAGGCCAAGAAGGACAAUGCCAGCACCCUAUUUCUAUUCGGAUGACUCAACAACUAUGCUGCUGUAGUGUUGGAAAGGCAUGGGGUCCUCAAUGUGAAGCAUGUCCUGCUGAAGGAACAGCCUCUUUUGCAGAGAUAUGUCCAGCUGGGAAAGGUUAUCACAUCUUCAGUACUCAUCAUACCUUUAUGAUUCAGGGUCAAAGUGAAAUCACUCUGCAUCUGCAGCCAGAUUUAGGGGAUCAGCAAGUUCCUCCGAGAAUGCCAGAUGUGGCUCCUAUUCCAAUCAUCCCGGAAUUGCCUCCACCUCAAAAGUUACCAGAACUGGAAUCUAAUGAAGGUCAACGUGAAGUAACUGCAUCUAUGCUUCCAGUAUUUAGCACAAACCCAGAAGAAACUAUGUCUUUGCCAUCCAUUAUUCCACCAAAGACUGCUCUUGUUUUGGAACCCACAACUGUGGCUGUGCGAAAGAUACCUGCGGAGGAUGACACCCGAAGAAGUGCUGCUGAGAUUGCUCCCACACAAUUAACAGAAACCGAUGAAUGUAAAAUGAUCAGAAACCUGUGUGGACACGGAGAAUGCAUCUCAACCCCUACAGGGUUCUACUGCAUUUGUAACCCUGGUUACUAUCAAGAUCCUGAGAAGAGGGUUUGUGUAGACAUUGAUGAAUGUAAGAGCGAACCCUGUGGUCACGGAAAGGGCUUGUGUCUAAAUACGGGGGGUUCAUUCAACUGCCACUGCCAUCAUGGGUACAGGCUAAAUGUAUCACAUGGACAGAGAUCUUGUGUGGAUGUUGAUGAGUGUUCACGCUCCGGGAUGUGCGGCGAUUCUCGCAGUUGUAUAAAUUUUCCGGGAUACUACAAAUGUGAAUGUCAGACUGGAUACAAAAUAAAGAACAGAAGACCAUUAUUAUGUGAAGACAUCAACGAGUGUAUAACACAACAGCAAUGUGUUGGAGGACAAUGUAAAAACACUCAAGGCUCCUUCCGAUGUGUCUGUCCUGAAGGCUACAGAAUAUUUACCCAAGGAAUCCAACAAAUAUGUCAAGAUAUAGACGAGUGUUCUCUCUUCCCGCAAAUCUGCUCCCCUCAUGGCAGGUGUGAGAAUUUGGAUGGGUCAUACAUGUGCAUCUGUGACACUGGUUAUGCACCUAGUGAAGACCAGAAGAGUUGUGAAGAGGUUACUCGUGGUUUAGUUGUUAAAGACUGUUUCUUAAGCCUGGAUGACUCUCUGUUCUGCGACAGUGUUCUUGCUGUGAAUGUAACACGGGAGCAGUGUUGUUGUUCCUUGGGUGCAGGAUGGGGCGACCACUGUGAGAUCUACCCCUGUCCCGUGCACAGCUCAGCUGAGUUUCUAUCACUUUGUCCAGAUGGGAUCGGCUUCAUUGUUGACCUUAAUAUUAUGAGUUAUGGUAUUCCCACAUACAGAGAUAUCGAUGAAUGUGAGCUAUUUGGCCAAGAAAUUUGCAAGGAAGGAAAGUGUGUGAAUACACAGCCGAGCUAUGAAUGUUACUGUAAACAUGGGUACUACUAUGAUACCAGAUUACUACAAUGCAUGGAUGUUGACGAGUGUGUCGAUGAGUCAAACUGCAUAAAUGGCCAGUGCAUUAACACACGAGGCUCUUUCUACUGCCGCUGCCCUCUUCAUAUGCAGUACCAUGCUGAACACAAGCGCUGCAUGCCCAACCCAGAACUAGAUCGCACAGAGGCUCUAGACAUUUGCUGGAUGAUAAGAGGUACAGAAGGAAUUUGCUCUCAUCAAAUGAACGGCCCUCCAUUAUCACUGAAUGAAUGCUGCUGUCGACAAGGUCAAGGUUGGGGUCCUAGGUGCCUCUCCUGCCCACCAAGGCAUGCAAUGGCCUGCUCAGUCUCUCACAGUGGGGCAAAUUCAUUCUGGGAGUUUAGUGCACAUCACGUGAAAAGAAAAUCACGCAGAGAUGGUGAUAGCUCAGAGGAGGUGUCCGAGGAGUGUCAUUGUGUGAAUGGCCGGUGUGUAAAAGGUCCUCACGGGGUCUCAUGUGAGUGCCAAAGUGGCUUCCAGCUGGACAUCACAAGAACACGCUGCAAUGAUCUGGAUGAAUGUAGACAGAAAAAUCCAAGAGGAGCUCUCUGCAAAAACAGCCGUUGUAUAAACACAAUGGGGUCAUUCCGAUGCGUGUGUAAAGCAGGUUACAAGCGAUAUCGUCAUCCUCACAUAUGUGAGCCACAGAGGAAAAGAUAGCAUGGUUGUUAUAGUCACUACAUCAUUGCCAGUAUGUAACCAGUCUGUACUGAUAGGCCACAAAAAAGACUAAUGAAAACUUCAUCAUGGAAAGUGGUAAUUGUCUUAAAAGGGGUUAUCCCAUGAAGAAAAUGUAUUACCUAACCACAGGGUAAGUGAUAUAUGUCUGGUAUAUGUUCACGAAUAUUUAUGGAACAGAAGGGUACAUGAGUGCCCACUCAUCCAUUCAAUGUUGUGCAGUGUGAAGGAACCAGGACCCCCAUUCUAGUGCUCAAUGGGGUUCUCAGAGAUCAGACAUUUAACUUCUAUCUUGCAGAUUGGUGAUAAAUGUCCUUUAUGGGAUAACACCUCUAAAAUAUUUAGGAAUAUGUUCUUUGUGGUAAAUGAUUGUCAAACAGUCAGAUAACUUAACAGACUUAAAGGAGAUAUCCAGUGGUAAACCCAGUGGUGAA
This is a messenger RNA of Hyla sarda, 4440 nucleotides long. It is a transcript of the gene LTBP3, whose product is annotated as latent transforming growth factor beta binding protein 3. Gene Ontology annotation, molecular function: calcium ion binding. The transcript has 24 exons. The record is from RefSeq and is a predicted model, not a curated record. NCBI's taxonomy places the organism in Eukaryota, Metazoa, Chordata, Amphibia, Anura, Hylidae. The coding region runs from base 668 to 3988 and encodes 1106 amino acids.